This is a messenger RNA of Brassica napus (rape), 1997 nucleotides long. RefSeq lists its product as uncharacterized. The record is from RefSeq and is a predicted model, not a curated record. The coding region runs from base 754 to 1212 and encodes 152 amino acids. The transcript has a single exon. NCBI's taxonomy places the organism in Eukaryota, Viridiplantae, Streptophyta, Magnoliopsida, Brassicales, Brassicaceae.
CCUUGAGUCCCAUCUGUAAACGUUAAUAACAAAAAUACAAUCGUAUAAUUACUGAUAAACUUAAUAUCAUAAACUUGUAAAAAAAUAAAAACUAAUAUCAUAAACAUACAAAUUCUUAAAAUUGGAUCAUACUCAUUUUUAACUCUUGGUUUAUUUGAAUUCUAAACAUGUAGAAGAGCUUGCAAGAACCAUAUUCUUUGCCACGUCCUAUAAAUAGUAUAUUAACAAUAUAGAAAACAAAUCCCCAGAACUGGAAUAGUCUAUUUUUUUUAUGGUAAAGACAGUAAAAUAAGUUUCCUCGCAUUUUAUCUUGGUAUAAUAUGAGUUUACUCGUAUACACGAUGAGUACAUAUCUCUCGAAUUAAUUAAGAUUGCAAAAAUCUUAAAAAUGAUCUUGAUCAAUGUUAUAGGUCCUUUAUCUACGGACGUCCCUCUCCUAUGGAAUGGCAUAUGUAGAAAAAAAAAAUGACUAAUGGCUAUUCUUGUCAAAUUAUAAGUCACACACAAAUAAAACAAAUUAAAGCAAAACAAAAAUAUCCUCUUGUGUUUUCUUUCUCCUCAUCGCUAUUUUUCUUUGUGUGUGUGGGAUUGAUUAUUGUUUCAAGCUAUCCUCUUCAACCCAUCAACCUCAUUUGUAAAAAAAAAAAAACUUGAAAGAAGAAGAAGAAGGAUCAACUUUUAAAAUGGAGGAUGAUUAUAGUAGGAUCUUGAUCCUUCUUCAAAUUUAAGAUCGAUAUUUUCCUUAAAAGAACAAUGCCUGUGCCAGAUCCAGGGGCGGGGCGAGUAUUCAUCUUUCUCAUUACCUUAUUUCUUUUCCUAUCAAUAGCUGUUGGAGGUGGUUGUCUGAUUGCAUACACAAUCCUCCCUUACCCUCCAGUUUGGCUUUCUUACCUCGGCAUUUUCUUUGUUUGUCUCCCUUGGUUUUUUUGGAUCCUAACAUUUGCCUACCGCAUUGUCUCCCGCACUUUUGGGUUUAGGAUGGUCAUUGGAUCAGGUGGUAAUAACAACAAUGCGACCGGAGAGUCCAAUGCACGUGAUAUUGAUCCUCCCGAGCAAUCUUUAGAGGCUCAAGAUGAUGAUCCUGAGGCAAUAGCUCACCCACAAGGGCAAGUUGAAGGGAACCAAUCGAAGAAAAGAAUGUCAACCUCCAGUAAUUCUACUGUUGAUUCACAUGAAAGUGAGAUGCCACUAGCCAUUUCUAUGGGUUCAUGAUCAUAUAUGUUUUGAUAUGAAAAAGGGAUUCUUGGUAUAGAUAGCAUCAUGAUGGAGAUGCUAAGCAGCCUCUUGAAAACAUGGGAGAUUUUGCUGUUUUUAUUUUGUAUCUUAUACAAAUAGAUUUGUAGAUUCGACAAAAAAAAAAGAAGAAGAAGGGAGAUUACACCUUUUACCAUUACUAAAGGUUCUCCUAAAACACAAACCCUAAAAAUCAAGAGAGAAAUGUUUGUUACAAGGGGUAUAGAUUAAGAUGUUUUCGGUGUGGUACAUGCGUAAUGCUGAUAUGAUGUUAUAGGGUAGAUUAACGUUUGAGAUUCAUGAAAUUCAUGUACCUUUUGUAUAUAAUAACUAGUUUAAUUUGUUAAUAUAAUACUUGUUGUGAAGCCUUCGAUUUUAGGGCUAACACUUGGAGGUUUUUUGAACUUGACUUACGAGCCAAGAUAUCGGAUGCUGGCAUAUGCAAAUGGCUCACUUUAUAAUGAUGGUGAAACCAAUAUAUAGUUACAUCUUCUUGAUACAACAACAAAAAAAUGUGUUUAGCGAGCAUUGACAUGCGUAAUUUGGAUAGGAACUUUAUGAACUUGUAAAGAGAGCUCGAAAUUCAAAUUCCAUUAUAAACACACAUACGCAUAAUUACAUUGGUUUCACCAACACUAAUCAGGACACAAUCUUUCGAAUAAUAUGAAAAACGACCAAACCAUUAGUAUCUAAAAUAAAUAUCUUAAAACAAAUAAAUAUCUAAAAUACUCUGUUCUAUAUUUAUUCGAAUAUGAUAUCUAAAA